Didymodactylos carnosus is the source of this 498-nucleotide messenger RNA. Lineage: Eukaryota; Metazoa; Rotifera; Eurotatoria; Philodinida; Philodinidae. The record is from the annotation of a GenBank genome assembly.
AUGUCAAAGGUCGGAUCUGCUGCUACUCAUUGGAUAAGCUGUGAUAUAGUAUUGAUCAAUGCGCAUCAACUAUGGAACUCUCAAAAUGGAAUGAUGCCCGAAUCUGAUGUAUGUCGUUUCGAAACAGUAGCUGAAUUGGAUACAGGUUCGUCCGAAUUCGGAUUACCACCAGAAUACAUUCCAAAACUGAAAUUAGUGUCACUAGGCUCACCAAUUGAAAUUGAAUCACCACUCGAUGGAAAGAAGACGGAGGUAGCCGUCUUUGGACCUGUAAUAAUUGAUUCUUGUGGAAGACAAAUAGCAGUGCCAGUCCAUAAACUAAAACAUACGUCUCGAGCGUUAUUAGGUUUGGAACCAGUUCAACGAUUAAAAAUCCAUGUAGAUUGGAUUCAUUCUAAGGUUAUCUUACCAAGCACUGGUAGUGGCGGCACUAGGAUUUUGCUCUGGAGUGGGCUUACGUUAGCCCACCCAUUUUGGGGACAGCAGAAAAAACAUUAA